Spodoptera litura is the source of this 835-nucleotide messenger RNA. RefSeq lists its product as uncharacterized. Gene Ontology annotation, cellular component: transcription regulator complex; nucleus. NCBI's taxonomy places the organism in Eukaryota, Metazoa, Arthropoda, Insecta, Lepidoptera, Noctuidae. Gene Ontology annotation, biological process: regulation of transcription by RNA polymerase II. Gene Ontology annotation, molecular function: DNA binding. The record is from RefSeq and is a predicted model, not a curated record.
UGUCAGAACUAACGCCAGUUGGUCUUGGAAUAGUGUUUGUUAUUGAUAAUAUAAUGAAUUUCGACACUAAAAAAUUUAUAAUAGAAAUUCAAAACCGUCCUUGUCUAUGGGAUAGUUCAUUAAGUGAAUAUUCCGAUCGUAACUUAAAAAGUAAAUGUUGGGACGAAUUAGUGGACAUAUUUAAAGAAAAAGAUGUGAUGACAAAGCAAGAAAAAUAUAACCUAAUUUAUACAUUACAAAAACGGUGGAAAGGUAUCCGCGGCUGCUUCACACGAGAACUGAACCGGCAAAAAUCAUUGAAAAUCGGGGUGAAUAGCGGACCACGUAAAAGCGAAUAUAUAUUUUUCAAACAACUGCUGUUUCUACAGAAGGUUGUUACUUUAAAGGAGCCAGAAGUUGCGGCAGACCUUGAAGAUCACGAGCCAUCAAUAGAUUCUGAAGCUUCCGAAUAUGAUGAUGAAGCACAAGAAGAAUGUCUUCCGAAAAGAAGGAAAACAAAACAAAAUACCGAAGAAGAUACAUUUUUAGAACUCCUUUACAGAUCUUUUAAACGUAGAGAACAAAAUAAGGGUCUAAAUCAAGAUGAGGACAGGUUAUUCAUGCUGUCUUUAGUCGGAACUUUAAAACAAGUGCCUCCCAAUAAAAAGAUGGCAACGAAAAUAAAAAUUAUGUCAGUUCUAGAAGAAGCAACCCGCUCUGAGCCCAUUGAUGGUAAUGCAUAGAAGUAGUAGUAAUAAACAGCUGUUAUACAUCAUGAUUAGAUUGGGGUCAAGCGAGAUUGGCAGUUUUACAGUUUCUUUUGCAAAUACACAAUCAUAAAAUGUAAAUAAAUUAA